UCAGCAGUGUUUUUGUUGCUGCUGGGGACUGUUGUGUUGUGGAAAAUGGCGACGCCUCGUCGCUCCUCUCAGCAGCAGCAGCAGCCGCCGAGCGCCCUUCUGUCCUCGCCUCCCCGCAGCGCGUCUAUCCCCGUCAGCCCGCCGGCCUCUCCGUCUGCACCUGCCGACGAUGCGGCCCCGCUUCCCCUCCGUGCGGGGCCGGAAAACGUGGCUGAUGGUGAGGUAGCGCCGACCUCUCCCAACACCACCUCCCCGGCUCUGGCCCUCACACCCAGCAGCAGCAGCAGCAGCAGCAGCGGCGGCGGCAGCAGCGGCGCUAGCUCCCCGACCACCACCGAGGGAAGCGAGACCAGCCCUGGCUCUACGCCGGACUCUGCAGGCGGUAACCCGGGCAGCAGCAGCGCGGUUAGCGGCGACGCAAACGGCGCUUUUAGGGAGCUGUUUGAAGCAUGCCGAAACGGGGAUGUUUGCAGAGUCAAGAAACUCGUGGAUGCGGUGAACGUGAACGCCAAAGACAUGGCUGGACGCAAAUCGACACCGCUGCAUUUCGCUGCAGGUUUUGGUCGGAAGGACGUGGUGGACCACCUGCUUCAGACGGGGGCGAACGUGCACGCUCGAGACGACGGGGGGCUCAUCCCGCUCCACAAUGCAUGCUCUUUUGGUCAUUCUGAGGUGGUGUCCUUGCUUCUGUGUCAGGGCGCUGACCCCAACGCUCGAGACAACUGGAACUACACGCCGCUACACGAAGCUGCUAUCAAGGGCAAGAUCGACGUCUGCAUAGUGUUACUGCAGCACGGGGCUGACCCCAACAUCCGCAACACCGACGGCAAGUCUGCCCUGGACCUGGCCGAACCAUCCGCCAAGGCCGUGCUCACAGGUGAAUACAAGAAGGAUGAGCUGCUGGAGGCGGCAAGGAGUGGAAACGAGGAGAAGCUAAUGGCCUUGCUUACGCCGCUCAACGUCAACUGCCACGCGAGUGAUGGCCGCAAGUCCACUCCUCUCCACCUGGCAGCAGGGUACAACAGGGUGAGGAUAGUUCAGUUGUUGCUGCAGCAUGGAGCGGACGUACACGCCAAGGACAAGGGUGGUCUGGUGCCUCUACACAAUGCCUGCUCUUAUGGCCACUAUGAAGUUACAGAGCUGCUGCUGAAGCAUGGAGCUUGCGUGAACGCCAUGGAUCUGUGGCAGUUUACACCUCUACAUGAAGCGGCUUCCAAAAACCGGGUUGAGGUCUGCUCCCUUCUGCUGAGCCACGGAGCCGACCCCACCCUGCUGAACUGCCACAGCAAGAGCUCCGUGGACAUGGCCCCCACGCCUGAGCUGAAGGAGAGACUCACAUAUGAGUUCAAGGGCCACUCGCUGCUUCAAGCGGCUCGAGAAGCAGACAUGACCAAGGCCAAGAAGACCCUCGCUUUGGAGAUCAUCAACUUCAAACACCCUCACACGCAUGAGACAGCACUGCAUUGCGCAGUCGCGUCACCUCACCCCAAACGGAAACAGGUCACGGAGCUGCUGUUGAGGAAAGGUGCCAACGUCAAUGAGAAGAACAAGGAUUUCAUGACACCUCUUCAUGUGGCAGCAGAGCGGGCUCAUAAUGACAUUAUGGAGGUGCUUCAGAAACAUGGCGCAAAGGUUAACGCUCUCGACACGCUGGGUCAGACGGCGUUGCAUCGCGCAGCGCUCGCCGGCCACCUACAGACCUGCAGGAUGCUGUUAGGGUACGGGGCGGACGCCACGCUGGUGUCGCUGCAGGGCUUCACCGCCGCUCAGAUGGGAAAUGAAGCCGUGCAGCAAAUCCUCAAUGAGAACGUCCCAGUGAGAAACUCAGAUGUGGACUACAGACUUCUGGAAGCUGCCAAGGCUGGCGACCUGGAUACUGUCAAGUCGCUGUGCACCGCUCAGAACGUGAAUUGUAGAGAUCUGGAGGGGCGGCACUCCACUCCUCUGCACUUCGCCGCCGGCUACAACAGGGUGUCCGUGGUGGAGUACCUGCUGCACCACGGCGCCGAUGUGCACGCGAAGGAUAAAGGCGGCCUGGUUCCCCUUCACAACGCCUGCUCGUACGGUCACUACGAGGUGGCAGAGCUGCUCGUGCGACACGGCGCCUCGGUCAACGUGGCCGACUUGUGGAAGUUCACGCCGCUCCACGAAGCCGCGGCAAAGGGCAAAUACGAGAUCUGCAAGCUGCUGUUAAAGCACGGCGCAGAUCCGACCAAAAAGAACCGAGACGGCAACACACCCCUGGACCUGGUGAAAGACGGCGACACGGACAUCCAGGACCUGCUGAGGGGAGACGCCGCGCUGCUGGACGCCGCGAAGAAAGGCUGCCUGGCGCGGGUGCAGAAGCUCUGCAGCCCGGACAACAUCAACUGUCGGGACACGCAGGGACGCAACUCCACGCCGCUGCACCUGGCAGCCGGCUAUAACAACCUGGAGGUGGCAGAGUAUCUGUUGGAGCACGGAGCCGACGUCAACGCACAGGACAAAGGGGGGUUGAUACCUUUGCACAACGCAGCUUCAUACGGGCACGUGGACAUCGCAGCCCUGCUGAUCAAGUACAACACGUGCGUGAACGCCACCGACAAGUGGGCUUUCACGCCGCUGCACGAGGCGGCGCAGAAAGGCCGCACCCAGCUCUGCGCCCUGCUGCUGGCCCACGGAGCCGAUCCCACCAUGAAGAACCAGGAGGGACAGACGCCGCUGGACCUGGCUACGGCGGAUGACAUUAGAGCGCUGCUGAUUGACGCCAUGCCACCGGACGCCCUGCCGAGCUGUUUGAAACCGCAGGCCACUGUGGUGAGCGCAGGUGUGGUGAGUUCAGGUGCAACGGGAGGCGUGGUCAUCUCGCCGUCCCCGUCUCCGUCCUGCCUGUCGGCGGCGAGCAGCAUCGACAACCUGAGCGCUCCGCUCAGUGACAUCGCGGCGGCCGGGGCCACGGGCGUCGCCGACGGAGCGUCUGCGUCCGACAGGAAGGAGGGCGAAACUCUGCUCGACAUGACCAUCAACCAGUUCUUGAAGAGUCUGGGGCUGGAACACCUCCGAGAGAUCUUCCAGAGAGAGCAGAUUUCGUUGGAUGUUCUGGCAGACAUGGGCCACGAGGAGCUGAAGGAGAUCGGCAUAAACGCUUACGGUCACAGACACAAACUCAUUAAGGGCAUCGAGCGGCUCCUGGGAGGCCAGCAGGGUGCAAAUCCAUACCUGACGUUCCACUGCUCCAGCCAGGGCACGGUGCUGAUCGACCUGGCACCAGAUGACAAGGAGUUCCAGUCUGUGGAGGAGGAACUGCAGAGCACGAUCAGAGAGCACCGCGACGGAGGCAACGCAGGCGGAGUCUUCAGCCGCUACAACAUCAUUAAGAUUCAAAAGGUUGUGAAUAAGAAGCUGCGGGAGAGAUACGCGCACAGGCAGAAGGAAAUAGCUGACGAGAAUCACAACCACCACAAUGAGAGAAUGUUGUUUCAUGGUUCUCCCUUCAUCAAUGCAAUCAUCCACAAGGGCUUUGACGAGCGGCAUGCCUACAUCGGCGGCAUGUUCGGGGCGGGGAUCUAUUUCGCAGAGAACUCGUCCAAAAGCAACCAGUAUGUAUACGGGAUCGGUGGAGGGACAGGGUGUCCUACCCACAAAGACCGCUCCUGCUAUGUGUGUCACAGACAGAUGCUGUUCUGCCGGGUGACGCUGGGUAAGUCCUUUCUUCAGUUCAGCGCCAUGAAGAUGGCCCACGCCCCCCCCGGGCACCACUCGGUCAUAGGGCGACCCAGCGUCAAUGGGCUGGCCUACGCAGAGUAUGUCAUCUACAGAGGGGAGCAGGCUUACCCAGAGUACUUGAUCACCUAUCAGAUUCUGAAGCCAGAGAGUGUCGCUGCGCCCGCUGCCACUGCAGAGCAGAAGUCCUAAAAGACCGUCCACAGCUGGAUCUGAAGAGGACCAGAACAACUUUCUAAACAGACGAGAAUGGACGGAGGGGAGGAAACAGCCCAUACCUCUGGCAUCAAGUCUCUAAAGCUGGUCCUGAGGUGGUGGAUAGGAAAUGUUCCCUGAAACAUGCUAAAAUAUACUAAAAGAGCGGGUCGAGUUGGGCUAAGGGGCUAUAGGUUCGGUCCAAAGUCAGCAGACGGUAGCUAUACAUCCUUAUUUAGCCUAUGAGGAGGAAACUCGGGUUGAUUAUCCGCUUUGCAGCUCAGUCACAGAAGCCAGACACACGUUACUGUCCUGGUACCUGUGUGCUGCUCGUCCAUUCUGUCCUCACGUUUUAAUGGCCUGUUUUGACAGCUUGUCCUCUUUUGCCAUUUUAAAUCAUCACAACAAAUGUAGUGACAGUCCUGCUGAGAGAGUAAAGUGGGCUAAAUAUAAACGAAUGUUCUACUUUUCAGAUUUCUAUUUGUUAAAAAGAAACAACGACAAAAAAAAACGCAAAAACUCUUUGAGCGCCGUAUAUUUUUAUUUGUGCUUCAGAUUAAUUUCAGGGUUUCACUUGAGAGAUUAUUCGAUUUUUGAGGCGUUUAUCAACUGCAUUAAAUCUCUCCUUAUAUAAAAACUCUUCAACUCACAAAAAAGACGGUUCUGCCUAUACUGAUGAUAAGUACUGUAAAACAUCAAAGUACAUUUAUUUCUGCCUUUUUUUAGGCCAUAACUAAUAUUUACACACAAGCAGCUACACACAGUU
Fundulus heteroclitus (mummichog) is the source of this 4663-nucleotide messenger RNA. RefSeq names its product tankyrase, TRF1-interacting ankyrin-related ADP-ribose polymerase a (gene tnksa). The record is from RefSeq and is a predicted model, not a curated record. Gene Ontology annotation, molecular function: protein binding; NAD+ poly-ADP-ribosyltransferase activity. The transcript has 29 exons. NCBI's taxonomy places the organism in Eukaryota, Metazoa, Chordata, Actinopteri, Cyprinodontiformes, Fundulidae. The coding region runs from base 46 to 3894 and encodes 1282 amino acids.